Molecule: messenger RNA, 1592 nt
Organism: Solenopsis invicta (red fire ant)
Lineage: Eukaryota; Metazoa; Arthropoda; Insecta; Hymenoptera; Formicidae
Product: serine protease 48
Exons: 10
Coding region: 41-1531 (496 amino acids)
Biological process (GO): proteolysis
Molecular function (GO): serine-type endopeptidase activity
Source: RefSeq, a predicted model, not a curated record
UGAUAAACACUACCGUCAUUUAUAACACAUUUCAGCAAUCAUGUAUACGACAAUUACUUUCUUUCUUAUCGCUCUGGUAUUUACAGUUCAUGGUCUUCCGACGCAAAUCAUCGGCGGGAAUGAUGCUCCUAUCGGCAAAUAUCCACAUCACGUUGCUUUAAUAUAUCGGGGCAAUUUUCGUUGCGGAGGAUCGAUUAUUAAUAAACGUUACAUCCUCACUGCAGCUCAUUGUGUAAAUGUGGUCGACGAUGCCAGAGACCUCGAAGUUCACGCGGGGACGAUCUAUUUAAACAAGAAGGGUGAUGUUUAUCAAGCAGAAAGCGUGGUGUGGCACCCUGGUUUCGACAUGGUCAAUCUUAAUUACGAUGUCGGUCUCAUUCGGUUAACCAAGGACAUUGUGUAUACUGACGUAGUAAAACCUAUUCCUAUUGCAGAGGAAGAUAUCGCUGUCACAGAUCUUCCUUGCAUUGUAUCUGGUUGGGGCGUAACUUCAAUUAGUGGACCAACACCCAACACCUUACAAGAAAUCGCCUUAAAGGUUUAUUCCAACGAAAAAUGCAAACUUUCGUCUACGAAAGUAACCGAUGAUCAUAUUUGCACUCUCACAAAAGCCGGCGAGGGAAUAUGCUUUGGUGAUUCAGGUAGCGCUCUCCUUGCCAAAGGUGUUCAAAUUGGAAUUGCAUCUUUCGUGACUCCAUGUGCUCUAGGAUAUCCCGAUAAGUUUGUUAAGGUGUCCGCGUAUCAAGACUGGAUUAAGGAACAUAUGGUUGACAUCAAUCCUCAUACUUUCAAUAUGUACGCGUUCUCUGCGUUGAUAAUCGCCUGCUUAGCGGUAGCUGCUCGGGGAGCACCAUCUCCUCACAUCGUCGGUGGUAAGGAUGCUCCUGUCGGCAAGUAUCCGUAUCAAGUGUCAUUAAGAUUAUCCGGCUCACAUAGAUGCGGUGCAUCUAUCCUUGAUAAUUAUAAUGUGUUAACCGCAGCACAUUGUGUCGAUGGAUUGAGUAAUCUGAACAGACUAAAGGUUCAUGUCGGCACAAACUAUUUGAGUGAAUCGGGAGACGUUUAUGAUGUAGAAGAUGCUGUCGUCAACAAAAACUACGAUGACUUUUUACUUAGAAAUGACGUCGCCUUAGUCCAUCUUACAAAUCCUAUUAAAUUCAACGAUCUAGUGCAACCGAUAAAACUUUCGACAAAUGAUGAAGAUCUCGAAAGCAAUCCAUGCACUUUAACCGGAUGGGGAAGUACAAGGCUUGGUGGAAAUACUCCAAAUGCACUGCAAGAAAUCGAGUUGAUAGUUCAUCCGCAGAAACAGUGUGAGAGAGACCAAUGGAGAGUGAUAGAUAGUCAUAUCUGCACUUUGACUAAACGUGGAGAAGGAGCGUGCCAUGGAGAUUCUGGUGGACCUUUGGUCGCUAAUGGAGCUCAAAUUGGAAUCGUUUCUUUCGGAAGUCCUUGUGCGCUUGGAGAACCAGACGUUUAUACUAGAGUAAGCAGUUUCGUAUCUUGGAUCAACGCAAAUUUGAAGAAAUAGCAAAAAUAUUCAAUUUGUUUUUCAAAAUAAAUCAAAUAAAUAGUCAACACAAAACGAUAAA